AUGUUGGAAGAUGUUUUCCAGUCCUCCUCUUCAGUCUCCUUGUUGGUGGCCAUUAUGGGCCUGCUGGUCCUCCACCUUUUUUACUCCUGCUUCAGCUCCCAUGAAAAGAGGAGGGAGCCUCCAGGACCUAAACCUCUUCCCCUACUUGGUAACUUGCUUCAGCUGGAUCUCAAGAGACUCGACUGCUCCCUUGUUGAUCUGUCCAAAAAAUAUGGACCAGUGUUCACAGUCUACUUGGGACAGAAGAAGGUGGUGGUCCUGGCAGGAUAUAGGACAGUCAAACAGGCUCUGGUUGACCAUGCUAAGGAGUUUGGAGACCGAGAGAUCACUCCCAUAUUCUAUGAUUUCAACAAAGGACACGGCUUACUAUUUUCCAAUGGUGACUCCUGGAAAGAAAUGCGACGUUUUGCACUAUCCACACUGAGAGAUUUUGGGGUGGGCAGAAAGAUUGGUGAAGGGAAAAUCAUUGAGGAAUGUCACUACCUGAUUGAAGAAUUUGAACAACAUGAAGGUAAAGCUUUUAAAAACACCCAGACAAUUAAUUAUGCAGCCUCAAACGUUAUGACAGCCAUCAUGUUUGGAAAGAGGUUUGAGUACAAGGACCCUGCCUUCAAGGAUGUUGUUGACAGAGAUCACGAGGCUAUCCGUCUGACUGGAUCGCCAUCCAUUCAGAUCUACAACAUGUUUCCUUGGCUGGGCCCUUGUCUUAAAAACUGGAGGAAUUUGAUGAAGGCUAAUGAGGCCUACACAAAGGACAUAAAAACCUUAAUUGCAGAGCUGAAAGAGACUCUGAAACCUGACAUGUGCAGAUGCUUUGUUGAUGUAUUCCUGACCCGUAAGAUAAAACUAGAGUCCACCAGUUCAUCCAUUCUACUGGGCACUGCUCUGAUCCUAUUUGUCAUGUACACAUUUUUCUCCAACUCUGAUAAUCGAGGAAAGAAUCCUCCAGGACCCAGGCCUCUGCCUUUGUUGGGCAAUUUGUUGGAGCUGGAUUUAAAGACACCCAGCAGUACCCUCUACAAGCUUUCCAAGAAAUAUGGAUCAGUGUUCAUAUUUUAUUUUGGGCCCCAGAAAACUGUAGUCCUUUCAGGAUACAAGACAGUGAAGGAGGCACUGGUCAACCAUGCUGAGGAGUUUGGAGGCAGAUACGUUGAUCCCAUAGUCCAUGACUUAUGUGAUGCAUACAGAGGACCUUUAUUUUCCAAUGGAAAAUUAUGGAAAGAAAUGAGGCGUUUUACUCUGACCAACCUGAAAGACUUUGGGAUGGGCAGAAAAACAGCAGAGGAGAAAAUCAUUGAGGAGUGUCACUAUCUGAUCAAAGUGUUUGAAAAGCAUGAAGGUAAACCCUUCAAUCCAUCCAAGGCAGUAAAUUAUGCAGUUGCCAAUAUCAUCAGUGCAAUGAUCUAUGGCAGCAGGUCUGAAUACAGUGAUCCAGAGUUUACACGUAUGGUGGACCGGAUCAAUGACAACCUUAAACUUACAGGCUGUCCUUCAAUGCAGUUGUACAGUGUUUUCCCCAGGUUGUUCAAAUGGGUGGGCAAAAGGGUGCUCUUCAUGAAGAAUGUUGCUGAAAAUAGACAUCAAAUAAAGCAACUGAUUGGACAUUUACAAGAAACUUUGAAUCCUCAGUUGUGCAGAGGAUAUGUGGACUCAUUUUUGAACCAAAUGCAGAAGCUGCAGGAUUCUGGGAUUACAGACUCAUACUACAACAUGGAAACCCUUGUGUCAUGUAUUGGGAACCUCUUAUCGGCUGGUACUGACACUACAGGAAAUACACUGAGAUGGAGUGUGUUGUUCAUGACCAAAUAUCCUCAAAUACAAGACCAGGUCCAGAAGGAGCUGAGAAGGGUGGUUGGAAGCCGUCAGGUGUUGGCAGAGGACAGGAUUAACCUGCCCUACACUAAUGCAGUCAUCCAUGAGACACAGAGAAUGGCGAAUAUCCUUCCCAUUGCUCUUCCUCACACAACCAACAAAGAUAUGACCUUCAAGGGCUACUUUAUUCAAAAGGGGACCGUUGUGUACCCUCUUUUGACAUCUGUUCUGUGGGAUGAAAGUGAGUGGGAGACCCCACACGUCUUUAAUCCUGCCCAUUUCUUGAACAAGGAUGGGAUGUUUGUCAAGCGAGAUGCCUUCUUGCCUUUCUCAGCAGGUCACAGGGCGUGUCUGGGAGAAGGUCUGGCUAGAAUGGAGCUCUUCCUCUUCUUCACCGCCCUUCUCCAGCACUUUUGUUUCAUACCUCCGCCUGGAGUCACAAGGGAAGAACUGGAUAUGACUCCAGAUGUGGGCUUCACCAAGAACCCGUCACCUCACGAGCUCUGUGCUAUCAGAAGGGUGUAACACUGCUAUCUUCCAUUGAGAAAUUUUACAAUAAUUUUUCACAAGAUCUUAAGUUUAGCAUCUGAUGUAAAUUUCACUUCUUUUUAUUAAGCUUCAGCUGUACACAUAUCCACAAACAAUCUGUUAGCUUCUGAUAAAUUGCCUUGCAUACUGAAAUGGGAACACGCUUUGGAUCUUAACCAUCUCUUUA
Molecule: messenger RNA, 2527 nt
Organism: Plectropomus leopardus (leopard coralgrouper)
Lineage: Eukaryota; Metazoa; Chordata; Actinopteri; Perciformes; Serranidae
Source: RefSeq, a predicted model, not a curated record